CUAGGCCUGUGUUUGGCGGAGGCAGAGGGGGCAGGCGGCUCGGUGGGAGCCCGUGGAGCGGCGCCCCCCCGCCGGCCGGGGCAGUUGGUGCGGUCCGGGAAGAUGGCAGAUGGAUACAUUGUGGCAGUCUGAUCUUCUAGACUUGCAUACCAGUAAUGCAGUUUCCAUCUGAACACAUGAUAAUCAGAUGACUUUCAAAGCACUUGUAAGAUGAACAUUUGCCAUAGCAGAUGCCUAGAGGAAGAGGUGACCUUCUAAGCAGCAAGAUGAGUGAAUGGCAAAGGAUUUUUGAGCAAAAUCUGACUGUUCCUCCACACUCCCAAAGGAGACGACAUCUCCCGAGGGAAUCAAUGGCAUUUCAGUGUGUCCUGAAGUAUGUUGAGGGGAAUUUAAUUAAGCAGAGAGUGCUAGAAGGCUUGUCAGAGGUUGAAUACCAGCUUCGCCUGUCCCUCUUUGACAUCACGUAUCGUCAUUUCUUUGGGAGAACAUGGAAAAGUACCACAAGACCUCUCAAAGCUGUGCCAGGACAGCCACGCAAAGUGGUUUUCAAUGAGACCAUUUAUUUUCACACAUCUUUAAACCACCCCAGCAUCGUCGCGGUGGUGGAAGUGGUGGCUGCGGCCAAGAAGCGAGAAGGGACCCACCAGGAUCUGUCUUGUGGGUUUGGAAUUCUGCACCUGUUCAACAGCAAGUCAGAACCAACUGAUGUGGCCACAAAGGACGGAGAGCUCAAGCUGUAUCAUGGGACACCGCGAGCGCUCCUGCACCCCCUCCUCCAGGACCCAAUGGAACAGAAUAAACACAUGACGGUGAUAGAGAACGCUCACCUUCAGUACACCUUAAGGCCACACCCGCCCCUCGAGACCAUGUAUCACCUCUUCCCUGAGAAUAUGCUGGUGUCUGGGCUGCAGAAAAUUCCUGGCUUGCUGCUAACACAUGGAGAAACAAAUGAUUUCUUUCGAAAACCCCACCUCAUGAAAUCAGUCACAUGGUACUUGGAUAAGCUGUCCAUUCAUUUGUACCCUUCAUUAGAAAAGUUUGAGGAAGAGCUGCUGGAUUUACUCAACAGUGAGCGUUUACUUAAGGAUAGCUCUACGGUGGACGGGAGCGAAGUUCUCAUUCAGGAACGGCGGCUGCACAUCGGGGUCCACAAUGGCUUAUGCUUCGUUCAGACGCCUCAGGUGGUGGUGGUGGUGCCAGAGGCCGAGGUGGCUCGGGGGCGCUCAGCCAGCUUCCACAGGAAACAAGACCUCAGCGCCAAACCCAGCAUGGUAGGUCAAGCUCUGGUUUUGAGAAGCCGCAUUCGUUUGACCGAGAUGGUCCGUCACCCAGCAUUCGCAGUCGUCUUCCAGCUGGAGUAUGUCUUCUGUGCACCAAGCGGAGCCGACAGGAAGGCAUUGUCCAUUUCCUCUUUGACGAAAGCAGCCUAUAUGCAUUCCAUCCGAUGGACUGUUUGGAAUCCUUUGCUGGACUCGAGUUCCACGGACGUGAUCUUACCACUGCAAGGAAGCGCCCAGCAUAACCCCAGCCAUGUGUUAGUUUACAAGAUGCCCCCCACCAGCAUGAGCUCUGAAGAGGUGAAGCAGGUUGAGUCUGGCACAGUCCAGUUCCAGUUUUCCACUGAUUCGGAGGAACAUCUUGGGACUUCUACAAAUUCCUUAAGUAACACCAGAGAAGAGCCGCGAUGCUCAGCGAAGCCGUCCACACCAUUUCUGAGUGCACCAUCUUCACCCCAGAUGUUGGUUUCCACUCAAGACUAUCCCCAAGGACCUGGGUUGUCGAUAUCCCAGUUGUCUGCAUCACCCCAUUCUCCUCCUGUAAGCCACUCAUCCAAACCCCCGUUGCAACAGCAAACUGGCUCUCCAGUCCUCCUCUCCUCUGGGAUGCGCCGCCGUGAACGUGCACAGGAGCUCCCAUAUGGAGGCAGCAGCCGUGGCAUAACGCACCUGGAGGCUGACCUCAGCCCCAGCUCCUUGAUCCUGGAUUCCUCUGCAGGUGACCAGCUGCAGGAGCUGCCAUUCACUCCCGUGCACGCGCCAAUUGUUGCCAUGGGAGCACAGACUGGAAGCUCUAGCACUGUCCUCACUCGGGCCUCUCUAUCUCGCUUGCAUGCUGCUGGCUUUCCGGAAAUCCUGGAUUGUAACAAGGAGCCAGCAGAAGUUGUGGACCCCGCAGACCCUGUGGACUUCAACCCUCAAAGGGAAGAAGCUGACUUCUUGCAAAGCAAUGAAAUCAUUUUGCAGUUCCUUGCCUUCACCAGGAUCCCACAGGAUGGCAUGGGGACAACAUGGCCAAAGACUAUGUAUUUCACCUUCCAGUUUUACCGUUUCCCACCGGUCACAACACCACGAUUGCAGCUGGUGAAGAUGGACCAGUCUGGGACAGCCAGUUCAGAUGCAUCUUCCCAUACCUUAUUCCAGAUCAACAAAGACGGAACCCUCAAGAACGGAUCUCCAGGGUUGCAGCUAAAGUAUAUGGUGGAUCCUGGUUUCCUGAAGCCAGGAGAACAACGCUGGUUUAUACGUUAUAUAGCUGACCAUAAUCUACAGAUUGAUAUUUGGGAUGGAGAUUCUUUGCUCCUCAUUGGAUCUGCUGCAGUUAAGCUGAAGCACUUGCUUCGCCAGGGUCGGACAGCAGUUCAGGUCCAUCAUGAGCUGGAGGUGAUGACAACCGAAUACGAGCAGGACACAACAGUAACGAGUGGGGACGUUCUCAGACAUGGCACUGUGAAGCCCAUAGGAGUCUAUGUUGUUGUGAAAGGCCGACUUCACCUGAGUUUGGCCAACGUUGGUCACCUGUGUGAGCAAAGGCUGAAGAAAUCAAACUCCUUGCCACCCCCGCGCUCUCGCAUUGUCUCCUCGCAUGAUGGGACCAGCAGCUUCCACGGAGGCAGCCUGUUCUCUCUCAAUACUCCUGGGGCUAAGAACGUGUCCCAAGCCCAGAAGCUGGCGGACGUGGACAGCGAGCUGGCUGCCAUGCUGUUCAGCCGCCUGCAGGAAGUGAGCACGGCCUUCCAGCAUGCCAGCCGCGAGGCCAACGCCAGCCGCAGGCGGAAGCUGGAGAGGAUGAUGAUGGUGCGACAGCUCGAAGCCCAGGAGGAUGUCAGCGGGAGGAGAGCAAGCCUCAUGGGCCGGCGUGAGGAGCGCAUCCAGCACUCCAGGGACCUGCAGAUCAUUGAUGCCUACCGGGAGCGCAUCAAGGCCGAGAGCAUCUCCAGCAUGCUGAGUCAGGCCAUCACCACCAACUACACGCUCUAUGCCACGCUGGGCACCGCAGAGUUCUUUGAGUUUGCACUGAGAAACCCAUACAACGUCCGGCACACAGUGACGAUUGAGAUCGACCACCCUGAGCUGAGUGUUAUUGUGGACAGUAGGGAGUGGAGACACUUCAAAGAGCUGACCCAAACAAUGACUACUCCAGUAGAAGAGGACAUGUUCCAUCUUCAGGACAACCUCAUGCCUCAGGUCUACCUGCGCCCCAAAGAGACCAUUCACAUUCCAUUUAAAUACCAGACCUUCUCUAUAGACCACACUAUCAUGAUGCAGCAGGGCCCUGCUGAGCUGAGGUUCAAUAAAGGCACAGAAGCUGCACCACCCUGGAAGUCCAGUGCCAUGCUGACAAAACGCAUCAAGAUCUCCUUUAAGGCAAAUGGUGACAAGCCCAUUGCAAUUCUCAGUGUUAAUGUGGAGCCUCAGCCCCACGUGGUGGAUCAGACAUUCCGAUUCUAUCAUCCGGAGCUCACCUUCCUGAAGAAGUCCAUACGGUUACCUCCAUGGUACACCUUGCCAGGUGCCCCAGCAGGAAUGCCAGGUGGGGAACCGGAGAUGUACGUCCGCUGCAGUGACCCCAACAUCAUUUGCGAAACAAAAAAAAUGGGUCCUGGGGAGCCACAGGAUGUGUUCUUAAAAGUAGCUGGAGGACCAAGCCCACAGAUCAAAAAAUUCUUUGUUGCUAUUUAUACGGAUGCCUGGCUUGCUGCACCCAUUCAGAUCUGGCAAUUUUACCUUCACUCGCUGCAACGUGUGGAUGUUAGCUGCAUAACUGGCCAGCUGACCCGCCUUUCCUUGGUUCUCAGGGGCACCCAAACGAUCAGGAAAGUGAGAGCUUAUACCUCCCACACACAGGAGCUGAAGGUAGGCUCUGCCAUUGGACUCAGAAGUGUUUGCUGCCACUUCCUCUCUUCCUUCCCCACCACAAAGAGAAACUUUUCAUUUGGAAGAGACUGGAGUUAGGAGUGAGUUGAAAAUUAGUGAAAUCCUUCACAAUUAUAAUUAUGAAUGGACUUACGUUGACAGUCCCAGUGAAAAUAACCCUCCAAUAUGAAACCAGUCCCAUUAGGAAUUAUGAACAAUUUACUGCCAUAAAGUCUUCAUUAUAAUUAUCUUUUGAUUAAAGUCGUCAUGUGUAGGAUCAUUGGUACAAAACCCCAGAGGGCAAAUUAUCUGAAUUAAUGAGACUAUCUGAAGACUAAUAAUUUCUUUAGAAUUCAUUUAGUCGUAAUUAUAAAUGUGAAUAAUAAAAGACACACAAACCAUUCCAUGAAUUAGGAAAUAAAGAAAUCAGUGUUUAAAUGUUGUCCUCACUGAGGCAGAACAUGGAGAUGAAUUCCCUUGACGGCGUCCAGAGCGAGCUCCGUCACCACAAUGGGCUGCUUUCAUUGCAGCGACCUGAAUUAUGGCUGGGAGCUGUACAUCUUGAAUUCUGUGUUAGCUUCCUGUGACGUAGGGGCUGGGCUCUAGUUGGCCGAAGUGGUAAUUAGAACUGUAAUACAUUGCAGGGAAGCAUGUGUGAGAAGGCAGCCCUUGCCUGACGCACCCUCCUGCGGCAGGCCAUGGCCUGGUCUGCCUCGGUUUCCCCUUUCAGAGUCCUCCAAAACAAUCCAAACAGUCUUUGUUACUGUAAAUAUAGGUCUUGUUUGGUUCAUUUAUUACAAAAGUCCCAUGUACGUAAACCAUUACCACAGUCAUAGUCCAGAUUUCCCCCAACAGAUAAGGCUCUGGGGUCUCUCUCAGGAGAGUAACCUACCCCCCCCCCCCUUUGCUGUGUAAUGUCACAUGGGUCUUUUAUCUGAUUCAUAAAUCUGUUUGGCACCUAAAAUGAAAGUGUCUGUUACUCUGACAUUUCAAAGUAUCUUUUCCACCUCAAGUAGGAGGUUCUAGCUAUACAUAUAACCUGCCCUUUCCUUCUAGCUCAUCGGACGGUAUUCUGGUAGUUGAUAUAUCGAUAGGGCUGUCAGACAAGAAUUUUUAGGUAAAACACAAAAUGCCAGAACUGUCUUUGCCGAGUGUGUGUAAAAAGAAAAAUGAUAACUGUAACAUUAACGUACAUAACUCAACAAAACCAAAUACAUUCAGAGACCAUCUGUUUUGCACAUGGCAUCUAAUGCCUCCAGUAUAUCUUAAAUGUAUUGCACUCUGUUGGUAGCAUUUUUUUGAGCCUGCAUCAGGCAUCCACAGGGCAGUAGCAGGGUUAACAUUUCUAGCUGAGAUGAGCUCUCUAGAUGUUGCUAACUCCAUUUUGUUAUUGAAAUUCAAUCUGCUAAGCAAAGUUCCUCUGCAGACAGGCUCUGAAUGUGCAACUCAGACAGAUUUUACAAUGAAGUUAGAGCCUAGUUUAUUAACGCAGCCAGCUUUAAUUUCCUUCUCAGAAACACACAUUUCUUGACAUUUGAUCAGUGUCUAAUUUAUAUUCCAGACUGGAGUCUAGAAGGUACAGUAGAUUAGCUUCCCUUCUGACUUCAUCAAAGGACACCAUGUUGGUGCCUCUAAAAAGAUUUUUCAUGGCACAUGUAAAAGUUUGGGUUAAUUUCUCCUCCACUGUCUCUCAUGCUGAGACUAUCCCAAUAACUUGUUAUAUUAACAGUGCCAAUAACUUUGACCAUCACUGAUACCAUCUUUCAUUUUCAUCUAGACAAUUCUGAUUUUCUUGCAUUUUUAAUAUAAAACAUUUUUCGAGCUGGAAUGUACCAGAUUGAGACCUCAUUUCCAGGACCGGAGAGAUACAUCAUUUGGGGAUUCUAAUUAAACCUUUUCAUUGUCUUUCCUGAGAGGCAGAGAGGCCUCAUCUGCACGUGUAGAGUUAGUGUUCCUACGGCUUGGUUGCUGCCCUAAAUUGUGAGCAUUUCUGCUGGUUUCCAUUUUGCUCAUUUCCUACAGGUGGAUCCCAAAGGUGUGUUUAUUCUCCCUCCGAACGGGGUCCAGGACCUGCAUAUUGGUGUGAGGCCUCAGAAAGCUGGCAGCAGAUUUGUUUACCUCAAUCUGGUGGAUGUGGAGUACCACCAGCUUGUUUCGUCCUGGCU
Molecule: messenger RNA, 6298 nt
Organism: Chelonia mydas (Green sea turtle)
Lineage: Eukaryota; Metazoa; Chordata; Testudines; Cheloniidae
Gene: NPHP4
Product: nephrocystin 4
Exons: 28
Coding region: 231-4232 (1333 amino acids)
Biological process (GO): negative regulation of canonical Wnt signaling pathway; protein localization to ciliary transition zone
Cellular component (GO): ciliary base; ciliary basal body; non-motile cilium
Source: RefSeq, a predicted model, not a curated record